Zophobas morio is the source of this 1131-nucleotide messenger RNA. Its product is annotated as odorant receptor 67c-like. Gene Ontology annotation, cellular component: plasma membrane. The record is from RefSeq and is a predicted model, not a curated record. Gene Ontology annotation, molecular function: olfactory receptor activity; odorant binding. Gene Ontology annotation, biological process: sensory perception of smell; detection of chemical stimulus involved in sensory perception of smell. Lineage: Eukaryota; Metazoa; Arthropoda; Insecta; Coleoptera; Tenebrionidae. Bases 1 to 1131 code for a protein of 376 amino acids. The transcript is spliced from 6 exons.
AUGAACCAAGAAUCAGAAAUCCCUGUCUGCAAAUUAAGCUGCCACUUCUUACGAUACUCUCUGAUUUGGCCUAAUAAAAACGAAGAACUUGAUCCAUCGAAAUGGUUUUACAUCAACCAGUUAUUAUUCAUAAUAUUUGUGUUAACACCAAAUACAGUGCUACUCUUCAUCCAUCUAGUCCUCUCACAAGAAGAGGGCCUCGAUCUCUCUGAAGACUUAGCCAUGGUUUCGUCCCUUUUAGGCUUAGUCGGUAUGAUGGCCAUUUACGUAAUUAAACAGAAAGAAGUAGCGUCGCUUUUACUAGACCUCAGAGACGCGCAAACCUACGGCAAACCUCCCCUUUUUGACAUAGUAAACAAGAAACUGGAAUAUUUCACCAAAUUUGUGUUUUUCUACGGCAUGUUCGGAACCUCGGUUUACAAUUCCAUCAAAAUCAUCGAUAUAUCUGAGUGCCGGAAAACGCGAAAAAUUCGAGAAACUUGUGGGGUUUUAAUACCCUAUUGGACGCCCUUCGAUGCCGACGACUGGUACAUUCUUACCUUGCUCAUAAUUUACGUAUUCUUUUUCGUCGCAACUAUAGACAGAGGAGUUUUAUGCAUCACCCUGCAAGUUUUCGAAAUCGCAUGCAACAUAAAGCUGAGAAUCGACCAACUCAAUUUGAUGCUGUUGUGUUGUUUUAACGAUCGAAAUCUAGCCAGGAGAAGACUUAACGCAUGUAUCUACUACCACAGCGCUCUUAUUAAAUAUUGUGAAAGAUUUAACGACUGUUACAUGAACCAAAUGUUUACUUUUCUUGUCUUAACUGGAACGAUUUGUGCUUGCUUAGAAAAUCAAAUUAUUCAGCAACACAACGUUGGUGCCAUUCUUCACAUUUGUGGUUGGGCUGGAUCGCUUUUUCUUGCAUGCGUUUCUGGGCAGAUUUUAAUAGAUUCGUCGACUUCCGUAGGAGAGGCUGCGUAUAAUUCCAAGUGGUAUGAUGCAGACGCCUGUUUGAGAAAAGACUUAGCUCUUGUCAUCAUGAGAAGUCAGAAAGCGCUAUUUAUAAAUACUGGCGCGUUCAAUGUCUUGAGUUUUGCUUUGUUUGUCUCUGUUAUGAAAAUGUCUUAUUCGAUUCUCGCUUUGCUUAGAUGA